Molecule: messenger RNA, 2937 nt
Organism: Eublepharis macularius
Lineage: Eukaryota; Metazoa; Chordata; Lepidosauria; Squamata; Eublepharidae
Gene: USP35
Product: ubiquitin specific peptidase 35
Exons: 11
Coding region: 1-2937 (978 amino acids)
Biological process (GO): protein deubiquitination
Cellular component (GO): nucleus; cytosol
Molecular function (GO): cysteine-type deubiquitinase activity; cysteine-type endopeptidase activity
Source: RefSeq, a predicted model, not a curated record
AUGGAUAAAAUCCUUGAAGCCAUCGUGAUGUCUUCGUACCCUGACCACAUGAAACAAGGGUUGGUGCGGCGGGUGAUUGAGGCUUCGAAGCAGCCUAUGGACAGCGAGCAGUGCUGGUCGAUGCUUGAGCUGUCCACCAAGCUCUUCCUUGUGGGAGACACAAAGUUCAAGAGGUCGGUCGGCAAAGAGGUCCUCGAAGUGUGUGGCCAUUACCAUCAAGAGGCGUUUGAGGAAUUCUUCAACGUCCACUUCCUCUUAAGCCUCCUCCAGGAGGGUUACGGAUCUCUUGGAAAAAGGAGUCUUUACAUACUGGACUAUAUUCAACUUGGGUUGCCGUUUAUUUUGGACCGGCCCUCGGCCAAUGAUGUUUUCAGCCUGCUCCGGGUCGAGGUUCUCCGGAAAGUCUGCGAGAGGCCGGGGCUGAAACAGUGUGUGAAAAUCAGUAAGCUCUUGACCCAGUACCCCCAAUGUAUUCCCACUGGCAAACGCCAAGCCCUCUUCUGCCAACAGCUCAUCCGGUGCAUUGGACAGUUCCGCACUGUCUCGGGAAGAGAAGAGGCCAUUGUGGACUUUUUAGACCAUGUGAUCAAAGUCAGCAGCCUGCUGCAGAAAAUCUGGAAGGCUCAGAUGUCCUCUGUUCUCCCAUCCUUGAAAGAACUCUUCGCUAUCAUUUCUUCAAUGGAGCAGGAGCCACCCUCGAUUGCUUUAGCCAGCGUGGUCCAAUAUGUUCCACUAGAACUUAUGGACGGUAUCUUAAGAAACCUCACCAACGAUGAUAGCAUAUCAGAUGUUCAGAUGCUGAUGGCAAUUGACAGGAUGAUCGAAUGGGUCUCUUGGCCCCUGGGGAAGAACAUAGACAAAUGGAUCAUAGCCUUGCUAAAGGGUUUGGCUGCUGUGAAGAAGUUCAGCAUCUUGAUUGAAGUCACCCUUUCCAAAAUCGAGAAGGUCUUUUCUAAACUUCUGUAUCCAAUUCUGCGGGAAGGAGCGCUCGCGAUCCUCCGCUAUAUGCUGCUGAGCUUCCAGCACUCCCACGAGGCCUUUCACUUGCUCCUCCCGCACAUCCCUCGCAUGGUGUCCUCCUUAAACCGGGAAGAUUCUAACUCGGCAGCCAGCUGCUUGGAACAGCUGGCUGAGUUGAUCCACUGUAUGUUCUUCCGCUUCUCUGGAUUCCCAGAUCUCUAUGAGCCAGUCGUGGAAGCCAUCAAGGCUCUUCCGAUUCCAAAUGAAGACCGCAUUAAGCAUCUGCUCGGACAGAAUGCUUGGACCUCGCAGAAGAAUGAACUCGCUAGUUUUUAUCCCCGCCUGGCUUCCAAAUCUGAAACAGGGAAGAUAGGGUUAAUUAACCUGGGCAACACCUGCUAUAUGAACAGCAUCCUUCAAGCACUCUUCAUGGCCUCCGACUUCAGGCGCUCGGUGCUGAAUUUGGCAGAGAACAACUCCCAGCCCUUGAUGGCAAAACUCCAGUGGCUCUUCGCCUUCCUAGAGCACAGUCAGCGACCUGCCAUUUCCCCCGAAAACUUCUUUUUGGCUUCAUGGCCUCCCUGGUUUACUCGUGGGGCGCAGCAAGACUGCUCAGAAUACCUCAAGUACCUCCUUGAUCGGCUACACGAAGAAGAGAGAACAGGGAGAAGAAUCUACCAGAAGCUCAAAGAGUCCACAUGGAUAUCUCAGGCCGAACAACGGCACUCUGUCAACAAGACUCUGGUUGAAAAAAUGUUUGGUGGCAAAAUUAUGACAAAAAUCCGUUGUCUGAAGUGCCUAAAAGUCUCUUCCAGAGAAGAAGCCUUCACGGACCUCUCUCUGGCUUUUCCGCCAGCAGAUAAGCACGUGCCUAUACGCAAUGGUACCUCAGUUUUACCUGUAGAAGAGAUGGGCCCACAGACAGUAGAGCCUACUGUAGAAGCUCCCACUCGGGUGACUGAUUUGCCAAGGAGACUGGGGAAGCAUCGUGCGUCUGGCGAAAAUCCCUCCAAAGUGUUGCCAGUUGAGACUCUGAGACCAGAAGGGCAAGAGACGUCUCUCCCUGUCAGAUCUGAGAGGGAUGCCAUUGGGGUCAAGCCUAACAGAGGUUCGAUGCUAACCUCACGGGAUCAAGGGAUUGGCGCCGGAGCCUCCAGAUCCGUCCCCGACUUGAUCAAUUAUUUCUUAUCGCCUGAGACGCUGACGGCAGAGAACCGAUAUCACUGUGAGAACUGCGCGUCCCUUCAGGAUGCAGAGAAACUGGCGGAACUAACCGAAGGGCCCCAUUACCUCAUCCUCACCCUGCUGAGGUUCUCCUUUGACCUGAGAGCCAUGAGGAGAAAGAAGAUCCUUGACAAUGUCUCCGUCCCCUUGGUAUUGAAGCUACCCGUCCUGACCUUUGCGUCUGUCGUGUACGACCUCUGCAGUGUGGUAGUACAUUCUGGAGUCUCCUCAGAGAGUGGCCAUUACUAUUGUUACGCCAGGGAGUGCGAAGACACUGUGGGAGGCGACCCAAAGAACGCCUUGUGGAUGGUCUCCUCGGAAAAGCCUCUGGACGUGGCGAUCCAGUGGUACCUUUUCAACGACACCAGGGUAUCAUUUUCGUCUUUCGAGUCGGUUAGCAACGUGACUUCCUUCUUCCCCAAGGACACGGCCUAUCUGCUGUUCUAUCGACAGAGAAUAACCAAGCCGAGAAACACAGGGCAGGAGACGGCUGCUGAGGCCAGUUGGGUAAACGGAGACUUGUCUUCUCCCAAUAAAGACCUGAUGGAAGCCAUUGCUAAGGAUAACAUCCUAUACUUGCAGGAGCAGGAGAAGGAAGCCCGGAGCAGAACGGCCUACAUUUCAGCGCUACCCAAAUCCCCAUUGUGGUGGAAAGACUCUGAGGGGGAUGACGACGACGAUGACUCCUCAGGGGGGUGCGGGCAUGCCGCCGGAGGAGGUGGAUCGAGUUCUUUCCACGGACUUGUCUUUUAA